AUGUCGCUGAUUCAAUUAGCUUGUAAAAAAAGUAGUUCAGAGAUUGUAAAACUACUUAUAGACUAUGGUGCUGAUGUUAACUAUGUUGAUCCAUCACUACAAGAACGUUAUACAUGUUUACACAUGGCUGUUGAAAGCCAAGAUAAAUGCAAAAUUCAACUACUUGUGAAUGAAGGAAGUUUCAUUAAUGCUACUGCCGAAAAUAAUAUAACACCACUUCAUAUAGCAGCAAAAAAAAGAUAUAACAAUUUAUAUCCUCAUGAUAAGAACAAUUUGUUAAAAAUUCUUCUUGAAAAUGGAGCAGACGUAAAUGCACAAACUAACGAUAAGAAGACAGCUCUUUAUUUUGCUGCACAGGCAGGACACUUGAGUGCUGUCCAAACAAUUUUAGAGCAUCAUCCCGACAAAAAUAUUGAAAGCGAUUCAUCUUCUGUUGGUGUUGCAAUUUCCUGUGAUCAUACUAAUGAAAUGAAAGCAUCUUAUUUUACGUCACAAGCACAACACAUGGAUAUGUUAAAUGAUUAUGGACUUUCUAAACUUGUCAAAAAUAUUAGAAGCAACAUAAAUUCUCAUUAUGCUAAUAUGUCUUGCGAUCAUUCAAUAAUUGUUAAUCUUCUUAUUGAUUAUGGAUUAACAUUAGAACCUCAACAUAAAUAUUAUAAAAUGUUCAUUUUUGCUGCUGCAUCGAUUGGACAUCUCAAAAUAAUCGAAAACUUUUUAACAUCUGACAGCUGUGAUGUUAAUUUAUCAGUAGAUCCUUCAUCGAAAAAUUCAACUAGAAUUUUGCACACAUCAAUUAUAAAUAAUCAUACUGAUAUAUCAGUAUUGCUUAUUAAACAUGGUGCUGAUGUUAAUGUUAAAGAUAAAAAUAAUAAAAGUCCUGUAUAUUAUGCAGUUACAAAUAAUAAUACAGAAAUUACAAAAAAACUUGUAGCUUAUCAUGCUGAGGUUCAAUCUAUUUUUCUUAAUUGUGCUAUUCGCAAUGAUAAUCUAGAAAUUAUUAAAAUUCUUGUAAGAUGUGGAGUUGAUAUCAAUACAAUUUUUGAUAUACCAGUUUCAUUGUCUAGAAAUCGAAAAUUAACACCACUUUUAAUUGCUAUGGAAAAAAAAAACGAUUCUGUAAUCCAAUAUCUUGUAGAACACGGUGCGAACGUAAAUUUUUUUGAUGCACCUGAUGGAGUUCCACCACUCCACUAUGCUGUGGAAAAUAAAAACGAAAAAAUUGUAAAUAUGCUUUUAAAUGCAGGCGCUAAUAUUAAUCUUAAAUAUGGUAAAGAUAAUAGAACUGUGCUUUGUUCAGCAGCUCAAACCAUAGGAGAUAUUGAAAUGAUUAAAUUACUAUUGGAGAAAGGUGCUAAUGUAAAUUGCCAAGAUAAAUCUGGGAUGACACCACUCCACCAUAUCAUCAGUCAAAAAAGAUUUGACUUUCAAAUGACUUUCGAAAUAAUUGAACUGUUAUUAAAAUAUAAUGCUGAUAUAAAUUGCAAAAGUAAAUCUGUAAAUGCAGUUACAAAUAAUAAUACAGAAGCUACAAAAAAACUUGUACCUUAUCAUGCUGAGGUUCAACCUAUUCUUCUUAAUUGUGCUAUUCACAAUGAUAAUCUAGAUAUUAUUAAAAUUCUUGUAAGAUGUGGAGUUGAUGUCAAUACAAUUUUUGAUAGACCAGUUUCAUUGUCAUACUUAACACCAUUUUCAUUGCCUAGAAAUAAAAAAUUAACACCACUUUUAAUGGCUAUGGAAAAAACGAAUGAUUCUGUAAUCCAAUAUCUUGUAGAACACGGUGCGAACGUAAAUUUUUUUGAUGCACCUGAUGGAGUUCCACCACUCCACUAUGCUGUGGAAAAUAAAAACGAAAAAAUUGUAAAUAUGCUUUUAAAUGCAGGUGCUAAUAUUAAUCUUAAAUAUGGUAAAGAUAAUAGAACUGUGCUUUGUUCAGCAGCUCAAACCAUAGGAGAUAUUGAAAUGAUUAAAUUACUAUUGGAAAAAGGUGCUAAUGUAAAUUGCCAAGAUAAAUCUGGGAUGACACCUUUAAUUCAUUAUGCAACUAUCAACACAGAAUAUGACAAAAAAGAUGAUACUCGAAUUAUUGAGCUACUACUGAAGUUUGGGGCAAAUAUUGACUAUACUGAUCAACUUGGUAACACUGCACUUGGCUAUGCCAUGUAUAAAAGAAAUGAAAAAAGUUUUCGUACUCUUCUUGACAAUGGUGCAGACAUUAAUAUCAUGAUGAAGCCAAAUGAAGAAGGGAAGUAUGAAGGUCUAUAUGAGAUUGCUACAAGUUUUUAUGAGAAAGACGGAGAUCUACCCAGUUCUGGAUUUAAUUUAAUAGAAUUUAACAAGACUCGGAGACCUGACGAGAUAAUUAUUGAGAUGCUCAGAGAGCAUAUUAUUCAAUUAAAACAAGCAAAAUGCUGGAUCAAUGAAGGAAAUUUACGAGCUAUCAAUAGCAGCGAAGAUUCUUCAAAAUCAAGUGACAUGUUAGACUUAUGUAAUAAAGAAAUUAGCAAUAUGAAAAUUGAAAAAAUUGGUGAUAGUUGUGUUACUUUUCAUGACGUUUUGAUAAAUGAUUUCAAUAAAUUUGAAAAAAACAAAUAUGUCAUAGAAAUCUUAGAACUAGAACAAUACAAAAAAUCAUAUCCUAUUUAUGGAAAAAUAAUAACUGGUAAUUACAGGAAGGCAAAAUUCAAAAUAACUAUGAAAAGAGAUUUUAUUGAUUCAUUUUAUUGUCAAUGUCAUAGAUUUAAUAAGUUGCCAUAUAUUUGUGUUGAAAAAAUAUGCAAUUAUUUGACUCUAGAAGAUAUGAAUAAAGUAAUAAACUUAAUUUUUUGA
Messenger RNA from Aphidius gifuensis, 2829 nucleotides. Its product is annotated as putative ankyrin repeat protein RF_0381. The transcript has a single exon. The record is from RefSeq and is a predicted model, not a curated record. Bases 1 to 2829 code for a protein of 942 amino acids. Lineage: Eukaryota; Metazoa; Arthropoda; Insecta; Hymenoptera; Braconidae. Gene Ontology annotation, molecular function: protein binding.